AUGGGUAACAGCAACAACAACAUGUCCGACUCGGGAUCCAACCCUAAAGAGUUCAAGGCAUACCAGGAGCACCGCGAGUCGACUGCCGAUGGUGCGGCCCGUCGCGGCAGCCACGCGGUGGGCAACCUGCAGGUCGUCAACCCGCUGCAGCGCUACUCGCCCGAGAGCGUGGCGCAGAGCGCCAAGUCGUGGGCCGAGAGCGUCGGACUCAACGACGACGCCGACCUGUUUGCGCGCGCGAGUCUCGUCGCGCGUGACCCGGACAACUUUGGCGCGAUCCCCCAGCUGACGGACGACGACGUCGCCGCGCUCGACUAUGAGAAGAACCACAAGUGGGCCGGCACGAAGAUGCUCUAUUUCGCCAUGUUCAUCUGCGCGCUCGGCGCCGCCUGCCAGGGCUGGGACCAGACGGGCUCGAACGGCGCCAACCUCUCCUUCCCGCAGGAGUUUGGCAUCGCCACCACCCUGCCGAACGGCGAGCGCGCACCCAACGCAGACUGGAACGAGUGGAUCAUCGGCAUCAUCAACUCGGUGCCGUACCUCGCCGGCGCGCUGCCCGGCGUGUGGCUCUCCGACCCGCUCAACCACUACCUCGGCCGCCGUGGUGAGAUCUUCCUCACGGCGCUGAUCCUCAUCGCGACGCCCAUCGCGUCCGGCUUCGCCAAGAACUGGGGCUCGAUGAUCGCCAUCCGUAUCGUCAUGGGCAUCGGAAUCGGCGCCAAGGCCGCCACGGUCCCCAUCUACGCCGCCGAGAUGGCGCCGACCCCCAUCCGUGGUGCGCUCACCAUGGGCUGGCAGCUCUGGGUCUGUUUCGGUAUCUUCCUCGGCUUCGCCGCCAACGUCGUGGUCAAGGACGUCGGAAAAAUCGCGUGGAGGCUGCAGCUCGGUUCGGCCUUCAUCCCUGCUCUUCCCCUCGCCAUGUUCAUCUACUUCUCGCCCGAGUCGCCCCGUUGGCUGAUGAAGAAGGGCCGCUACGCCGAGGCCGUCGUGUCCAUGAAGAAGCUCCGCCUCCACCCCAUCAUCGCCGCCCGUGACCUCUACUACUCGCACGUCCUGUACGAGGAGGAGAAGGCCGAGGCGCAGGGUGCUGGCUACGUUUCCCGUCUCCUCGUCUGCUUCCGCGUGCCCCGUAUCCGCCGUGCCACGCUCGCCGCCGGCACCGUCAUGCUUGCCCAGCAGAUGUGCGGUAUCAACAUCAUCUCGUUCUACUCGUCGACCGUCUUCAAAGAGUCGGGCUCGAGCGACACGCAGGCCCUCUACGCCUCGCUCGGUUUCGGUGCGCUCAACUUUGCCUUCGCCAUCCCUGCCGUCUUCACGAUCGACACCUUCGGCCGUCGUGCCCUCCUCCUCGCCACGUUCCCCGGCAUGGCCAUCUUCCUGCUCGCGACCGGCCUCGUCUUCAUUCUUCCUGUUGGCCAGACGCGUCUCGGCCUCGCUGCCACCUUCAUCUACAUCUUCACUGCCUUCUACUCGGUCGGCGAGGGCCCCGUCUGCUUCCUGUACGGUGCCGAGGUGUUCCCUACGAUCCAGCGUGAGCAGGGCAUGGCCUUCUCGGUCUUCAUCAACCUCAUCUUCGCCGGCGUUCUCGGCCUCACCUUCCCCCGCAUGAAGGGUGCCAUGGGCCCCGUGGGCGCCUUCUGCUUCUACGCGGGCAUGAACGUGCUCGCAUUCAUUUGGAUCUUCCUCUGGGUGCCAGAGACCAAGGCCCUGACGCUUGAAGAGCUCGACGAGGUCUUUAGCGUCCCCACGUCCGAGUACAUGAAGUACCAGACCGGCACCUGGCUCCCCUACAUGAUCAAGAAGUACCUGUGCUGCGGCCGCCCUACCCCCAUCCCUCCCCUCACCAGCAAGAGCCGCUUCGACAGGGACGAUGCGACGUACGCCUAG
This is a messenger RNA of Vanrija pseudolonga, 1887 nucleotides long. Its product is annotated as Putative polyol transporter 1. Lineage: Eukaryota; Fungi; Basidiomycota; Tremellomycetes; Trichosporonales; Trichosporonaceae. The transcript is spliced from 5 exons. Gene Ontology annotation, biological process: transmembrane transport. The record is from RefSeq and is a predicted model, not a curated record. Gene Ontology annotation, molecular function: transmembrane transporter activity. Gene Ontology annotation, cellular component: membrane. The coding region runs from base 1 to 1887 and encodes 628 amino acids.